ACAAUCACAAUAUCUUUUUGGCGCUGGAAGGCACCGGCCACCGGCACCAACAUUGGUAAUCCAAUCUCCAAUCCAAGAUCGGUUCAUUGGUUGGCUGCACUGCGAGUGCUAAUGCCCGCUAGGUCACGAGUGCGCUAGCGAAUUGUGUGUUCAAAUUGCUGUGAAUUUAAACAGAGAUUAGUAAAUUUGUGUCAUCGAAUUACGUACAGUAUAAACUCGGAGAAAUGAUAGCGGCGGUGAAUGACUUUUUAGAUGACCUGCGUGGCGGCAGAAUGAGUGAGGCACCAAUAGUAAGGGUGGCGCAGGGAGCGCUGCAGGGUCGCAUCGCUAACGCGCCCUCAGGCAAGGCCUACUACAGCUUCCAGGGAAUCCCCUACGCGAAACCACCCCUAGGCUCGCUAAGGUUUAAAGCUCCGCAGCCCCCGGAGCCUUGGGAGGAUGUGCGCGACGCCACCGCGGAGGGCAAUGUGAGCGCGCAGCUGGACCGCAUGGCCGGCCACCAGUACCUCGGCGACGAGAACUGCCUCUUCCUCAACGUGUACACGCCGCGCCUCGAGGGACCGCCCCUGCCCGUCAUGGUCUUCAUACACGGCGGCGGAUUCUCCUUCGGCUCCGGCAACACCUCCCUGUACGGCCCCGACUACUUGGUAGAGAAGGACGUCGUCGUGGUCACCAUCAACUACAGGCUGGGCCCGCUCGGCUUCCUCUGCCUGCACACGGCGGAGGUGCCCGGCAACGCCGGCCUCAAGGACAUGGCGCAGGCGCUGCGCUGGCUCCGGGACAACGUUCAAGGCUUCGGCGGCGACCCCGCGAACCUGACCGUGUUCGGCGAGAGCGCGGGCGGAGUCGCCACCUCGCUGCUCACCGCCAGCCCCCUCACUAAGAACCUGAUAGACAAGGCCGUCAUCCAGUCGGGCACCGCCCUCCACAGCUGGGCCUUCCAGAGCGACCCGCUGCACAACGCGCGGCAGCUGGCGCGCUCGCUCGGCUGCGACGCGGAGGACGUCGACGGCAUCCUCGAGUUCUUGACCACGACGCCCGUCAAGGACCUCGUGGAGAUCGCCUCGCAGGACGUCGAAAAGGAAUUCAUGCAGAAACGUGCGACAAAGUUCGGGCCGGUCGUGGAGCGAGAGUUCCCGGGCGUGGAGGCGGCGCUCACGGAGCCCUUCAUCGAUCUUCUGACGUCGGGGCGCGUGGCGCAGGUGCCCGUCAUGAUCGGCAGCACGGCGCUGGAGUUCACGGAGGGGGGCGCGGAGGAGCUGCAGGAGUGUCUGCCGGCCGAGCUGGGGCUGGCGCGCGACGGGCCCGAGGCGGUCGCGGCCGCACAGCGCCUGCAGCAGCUCUACCUGAGCGGGAACUCUCGCCUCGGCCGCGCACAGCUGCUCUCCGACCUCCUCAUCAACGUGGACACGCACAGAUACGUGCAGUACCUCGUGAAGGCGACCAACCGACCUAUAUACUACUACAGAUUCGAUUACGUCGGCGAACUCAACGUGUCGAAGAAAUUGUUCCCCAAUCUGGAGGAGGAGCUGCAAGGGGCGCUGCACGAGGACGAGCUGGGCUACUUGUUCACGAUGGAGCUGCUGCGGGACGUGGAGCCCACGCCGCAGGAUAUCAAGAUGCGAGAGAGGAUGGUCAGACUCUGGACGAAUUUCGCAAAAGUCGGCAACCCCACACCGGACGAGAGCCACUACCUGACGGUUCGAUGGCAGCCGGUGUCUGAGGGCGCGGGCGAGGGCCUGCCCUGUCUACGCCUCGCCUCCGAGCUGACGCUGCUCGACGGCCCCGACGACAAGAUGGCCUUCUGGGACGACCUCUACAGCAAGCACUUCAAGAUCUGGAACCUGCCCGACCAGACGACCACCUCGCCCUCCACCAUAGAGAUCGUCAGCUACGUGCAGCAUCAGCACUCCGGCUCUAUCGUCCUAGAGGAGACCACCGAGACCCUCGUGCAGACCGCGCACGAGACGCAGCAACAAGAACAGACCACCCCCGAGCCUGAAGUUCUCCCCGAACCUUCCGUACCGGAGCUCCCCACCGCGCCGGAGCCCGCGCCCGAGCCCCAGUCGGAGCCUGCCGCGGCGAAGACCGUCGUGGACGCGCCGGAGCCCGCGCCUCUCAAUGGUGUAAAGGAGAGUCAAGUGAACGGCACACACGACAAGAAGCCCAGGACCUCCAAUGAAAUCAAAAUGGUGCAGAACAGCAACGGCCACCCCAAGGACGUCAUCCGCGCCAACGACCCUCCGGAGGACGACCUGCCCAAGAACAUAGGCGUUAACAAAUUCGUCAACUUCUUCGAGUCGCUCGGCGGAAAGAAGUGAGUCGUCUGGUCGCUCCACGCGUACUAUUUAGUCGUAACAGUAUUUAUAAAAACAUUCCUUUUAAAUAUUAAGUCGUAUUGUUGUAAAUUUCGGCAAAAAAAAAUGUUUUCGUUGUAAAUGAACGGUUCUAGUUGUCAACAUCACAAAUCUAAGAUAAUAUGUAAAAAA
Molecule: messenger RNA, 2489 nt
Organism: Papilio machaon (common yellow swallowtail)
Lineage: Eukaryota; Metazoa; Arthropoda; Insecta; Lepidoptera; Papilionidae
Gene: ae48
Product: juvenile hormone esterase
Exons: 5
Coding region: 225-2321 (698 amino acids)
Source: RefSeq, a predicted model, not a curated record